Mytilinidion resinicola is the source of this 1212-nucleotide messenger RNA. RefSeq lists its product as uncharacterized. The transcript is spliced from 2 exons. Gene Ontology annotation, cellular component: mitochondrion. NCBI's taxonomy places the organism in Eukaryota, Fungi, Ascomycota, Dothideomycetes, Mytilinidiales, Mytilinidiaceae. The record is from RefSeq and is a predicted model, not a curated record. The coding region runs from base 1 to 1212 and encodes 403 amino acids. Gene Ontology annotation, molecular function: GTP binding.
AUGCGCUGUCUCUCUCGGGCAUCUCCAUCCAGGCCCUAUAGCCCGAGGGCUUCUUUCAGAACUCCUCCGACGAAGCCCAACACGCAAGCUACAAACAAACAGUAUAAAAGGAAAGGGCUUUUCAUCCUCCCCCGAACAGGAAAAGUUACCGUGCCCGAAUCACCUAUUCGACCCGUAUCAGAAUUAACUAUUCGACGCGUGGACGCGAGCCCCAAUAAGAGCGCCGUCUUCAACCAGCAUCUCAACUACUACCGCGACACGACUCCUCCAAACGCACAACAGCUCAAUUAUGCAAAGGACAUAUUCACAAGAGACGUCAAGCCAAGCUUUCUCCUUGCUACCCACAAAUUCCGCGAACUUCCUGAAUCAGAUGUCCCCGAAGUCGCGUUCCUCGGGCGCAGCAAUGUCGGGAAGAGCAGCUUGUUGAACGCUCUGUUCAACCGCCCAAAUGCGCAUCUGGCCAAUACAAGCAGCAAGCCGGGGCGGACCAGAUCGAUGAAUUUGUUUGGAAUUGGGCAAACAAGUUCAGGGGGCGUAGUUGUAAAGCAGGGGAAAGGGAAGGAGCACGCAAAGAUAAUCGGAAAAGGAGGACUGGUAGUUGUUGAUAUGCCUGGCUAUGGACAAGGCAGCAGGCAGGAAUGGGGCGAGGAGAUUAUCAAGUAUCUCUGCCAGCGUAAACAACUUCGCCGUGCUUUCCUCCUCGUCGAUGCCGAACACGGGCUCAAACCAGCCGACUGGCAGAUCCUCGAUAUCAUGCGCCAGAACUCUGUCCCGCAUCAAAUAAUACUCGCUAAAGCCGAUAAAAUUGUGAAGCCACCGAUAACCCUAACUGCCAGUGUUCUCAAACAGGGAGAGAACGCCCCCUUGAAAUAUAAAGGAAUUGCAGAGAUCCGCCAGCUUAGUGAGAAAAUACUGAAGGAGAUCAUACCUCAGGGAAUACAAGGUGUGUCGGCGCUCGGAGAAGUACUCGCGUGUAGCUCUGAAAAAGUCAUGUUUCGGAGGGAAAGAAUGGGCAUUGAUGGAAUCCGAUGGGCCUGUCUUCAGGCCACGGGACGUGAAGCCGACAAGAGGGGGCUGCUGACGAAUCUAGGCCUAACAGUGGCAGAUGGUGAGAAGGAUGCGCAAUCUACACCACGAAUUCGAAGAAUCAAUCUGGAGGAUGUGCCAGAAUCGACAUCAACAAGAACAGUAGUCAGAAUCACGAGAACUUAG